AUGGCGCUCGGGAGUCGGUGGCAACCGCCACCCCAACUGCUGCCGCUGCUGUUGCUGCUGGCGCUGGUGGCGGGCGUCCGUAGCUUGGAGUUCGGUGGCGGCCCCGGGCAGUGGGCUCGCUACGCGCGCUGGGCGGGAGCGGCGAGCACCGGCGAGCUCAGCUUCAGCCUGCGCACCAACGCCACGCGUGCGCUGCUGCUCUACCUGGACGACGGCGGCGACUGCGAUUUCCUGGAGCUGCUGCUGGUGGACGGGCGCCUGCGGCUGCGCUUCACGCUGUCUUGCGCCGAGCCCGCCACGCUGCAGCUGGACACGCCGGUGGCCGACGACCGCUGGCACAUGGUGCUGCUGACCCGCGACGCGCGGCGCACAGCGCUGGCGGUGGACGGCGAAGCUCGCGCCGCCGAGGUGCGUUCAAAGCGGCGCGAGAUGCAGGUGGCCAGCGACCUGUUCGUGGGCGGCAUCCCACCCGACGUGCGCCUCUCUGCGCUCACGCUCAGCACCGUCAAGUACGAGCCGCCUUUCCGCGGCCUCCUGGCCAACCUGAAGCUGGGCGAGCGGCCGCCGGCGCUGCUGGGUAGCCAGGGUCUGCGCGGUGCGGCCGCCGACCCCCUGUGCGCGCCUGCGCGCAAUCCCUGCGCCAACGGUGGCCUCUGCACCGUGCUAGCCCCCGGCGAGGUGGGCUGCGACUGCAGCCACACUGGCUUCGGCGGCAAGUUCUGCAGUGAAGAGGAACACCCCAUGGAAGGUCCGGCUCACCUGACGUUAAACAGCGAAGUAGGGUCCUUACUGUUCUCCGAGGGGGGGGCCGGGAGAGGAGGAGCCGGCGAUGUGCACCAGCCGACAAAAGGCAAGGAGGAAUUUGUGGCAACCUUCAAGGGCAAUGAGUUCUUCUGCUACGACCUGUCCCACAACCCGAUCCAGAGCAGCACUGAUGAGAUCACACUGGCCUUCCGCACCCUGCAGCGCAACGGGCUGAUGCUGCACACGGGGAAGUCGGCUGACUACGUCAACCUGUCCCUCAAGUCCGGGGCUGUCUGGCUGGUCAUCAACCUAGGCUCAGGUGCCUUCGAGGCCCUCGUGGAACCCGUCAAUGGCAAGUUCAACGACAACGCCUGGCACGACGUCCGGGUUACCCGAAACCUGCGCCAGCACGCAGGGAUUGGACACGCUAUGGUGACCAUCUCGGUGGACGGGAUCCUGACCACUACAGGCUACACGCAGGAGGAUUACACCAUGCUGGGCUCUGAUGACUUCUUCUACAUUGGGGGCAGUCCCAACACAGCUGACCUGCCUGGCUCACCUGUCAGCAACAACUUCAUGGGCUGCCUGAAGGAUGUGGUCUACAAGAAUAAUGACUUCAAGCUGGAGCUGUCCCGACUGGCUAAGGAAGGGGACCCGAAGAUGAAGCUGCAGGGGGAUUUGUCCUUCCGCUGUGAGGACGUGGCUGCCCUGGACCCUGUGACCUUCGAGAGUCCUGAGGCCUUUGUGGCACUGCCCCGAUGGAGUGGCAAACGCACGGGUUCCAUCUCCCUGGACUUCAGAACCACUGAGCCCAACGGGUUGUUGCUCUUCAGUCAGGGCCGGCGGGCUGGGGCUGGGGCCGGGGCCGGGGCCGGGGCAGGCAGCCACGGCUCUACCCAGAGGGCCGAUUACUUUGCCAUGGAGCUGCUGGAUGGCUACCUCUACCUGCUGCUGGACAUGGGCUCCGGGGGCAUCAAGCUGCGGGCGUCCAGCCGCAAGGUCAAUGACGGCGAGUGGUGCCACGUGGACUUCCAGAGGGACGGGCGCAAAGGCUCCAUCUCUGUGAACAGCCGCAGCACGCCAUUCUUGGCCACAGGAGAGAGUGAGGUCCUGGACCUGGAGAGUGAGCUGUUCCUGGGUGGCCUCCCUGAGGGGGGUCGAGUGGACCUGCCUCUGCCCCCGGAGGUGUGGACAGCUGCUCUCCGGGCUGGCUACGUGGGCUGUGUGCGAGACCUCUUCAUAGAUGGACGGAGUCGAGAUCUCCGGGGCCUGGCUGAGGCACAGGGGGCUGUGGGCGUGGCUCCUUUCUGCUCCCGGGAGACCCUGAAGCAGUGUGCAUCGGCCCCCUGUAGAAAUGGGGGCAUCUGCAGAGAGGGCUGGAACCGCUUCGUCUGUGAUUGCAUCGGAACCGGCUUUCUGGGUCGGGUCUGCGAGAGAGAGGCCACGGUCUUAAGCUAUGAUGGUUCCAUGUAUAUGAAGAUCAUGCUGCCCAAUGCCAUGCACACGGAAGCGGAGGAUGUGUCCCUGCGCUUCAUGUCCCAGAGGGCUUAUGGACUCAUGAUGGCCACCACCUCCAGGGAGUCGGCCGACACUCUGCGUCUCGAGCUGGACGGGGGGCAGAUGAAGCUCACCGUCAACCUCGACUGCCUGCGCGUCGGCUGCGCACCCAGUAAAGGCCCCGAGACGCUCUUCGCGGGGCACAAACUCAACGACAAUGAAUGGCACACGGUGAGGGUGGUCCGGCGUGGCAAGAGCCUGCAGCUGUCUGUGGACAACGUGACCGUGGAGGGGCAGAUGGCAGGAGCCCACACUCGGCUGGAGUUCCACAACAUUGAAACGGGCAUCAUGACGGAGCGGCGGUUUAUCUCUGUGGUGCCCUCCAACUUCAUCGGGCACCUGAGCGGGCUGGUGUUCAAUGGUCAGCCCUACAUGGACCAAUGCAAAGACGGAGACAUCACCUAUUGUGAGCUCAAUGCCCGCUUUGGCCUGCGUGCCAUCGUGGCUGAUCCUGUCACCUUCAAGAGUCGUAGCAGCUACCUGGCGUUGGCCACGCUUCAAGCCUACGCCUCCAUGCACCUCUUCUUCCAGUUCAAGACCACAGCCCCCGAUGGGCUUCUGCUGUUCAACUCAGGCAACGGCAAUGACUUCAUUGUCAUCGAGCUGGUCAAGGGGUACAUCCACUACGUGUUUGACCUGGGAAAUGGCCCGUCCUUGAUGAAGGGAAACUCAGACAAACCAGUCAAUGACAACCAAUGGCACAAUGUGGUGGUGUCCAGGGACCCAGGCAACGUACACACGCUGAAGAUUGACUCCCGCACGGUCACGCAGCAUUCCAACGGUGCCCGGAAUCUGGAUCUCAAAGGGGAGUUGUACAUCGGCGGCCUGAGUAAGAAUAUGUUUAGCAACCUGCCGAAGCUGGUGGCCUCUCGGGAUGGCUUCCAGGGCUGCCUGGCGUCUGUGGACCUCAACGGGCGCCUCCCAGACCUCAUCUCUGACGCCCUGCACCGCAUCGGGCAGGUGGAGAGGGGCUGUGACGGCCCCAGCACCACCUGCACCGAAGAGUCUUGUGCCAACCAGGGCGUCUGUCUGCAGCAGUGGGACGGCUUUACCUGUGACUGUACCAUGACCUCCUAUGGCGGCCCUGUCUGCAAUGACCCUGGGACCACGUACAUCUUUGGGAAGGGGGGAGCGCUCAUCACCUACACAUGGCCUCCCAAUGACCGGCCCAGCACUAGGAUGGACCGCCUGGCCGUGGGCUUCAGCACCCACCAGCGGAGCGCUGUGCUGGUGCGCGUGGACAGUGCCUCCGGCCUCGGGGACUACCUGCAGCUGCACAUUGACCAGGGCACUGUUGGGGUGAUUUUUAAUGUGGGCACGGACGACAUUACAAUUGAUGAGCCCAACGCCAUCGUGAGCGACGGCAAAUAUCACGUGGUGCGCUUUACUCGAAGUGGUGGCAAUGCCACCUUGCAGGUGGACAGCUGGCCAGUCAACGAGAGGUACCCGGCAGGACGCCAGCUGACCAUCUUCAACAGCCAGGCUGCCAUCAAGAUAGGGGGCCGGGAUCAGGGCCGCCCCUUCCAGGGCCAGGUGUCCGGCCUCUACUACAAUGGGCUCAAGGUACUGGCGCUGGCCGCCGAGAGCGACCCCAAUGUGCGGACUGAAGGCCACCUACGCCUAGUAGGGGAAGGGCCGUCCGUGCUGCUCAGUGCGGAGACCACUGCCACCACUCUGCUGGCCGACAUGGCCACCACCAUCAUGGAGACCACCACCACCAUGGCCACCACCACUACUCGCCGGGGCCGCUCCCCCACAAUGAGGGACAGCACCACCCAGAACACAGAUGACCUCCUGGUGGCCUCGGCUGAGUGUCCAAGUGAUGAUGAGGACUUGGAGGAGUGUGAGCCUAGUACUGCCAACCCCACGGGUCCGGGGGAGCGCGGCCCGCCGGGCGCAGUGGAGGUGAUCCGCGAGUCCAGCAGCACCACGGGCAUGGUGGUGGGCAUCGUGGCGGCGGCGGCGCUCUGCAUCCUCAUCCUCCUCUACGCCAUGUACAAGUACCGCAACCGCGACGAGGGCUCCUACCAGGUGGACCAGAGCCGGAAUUACAUCAGUAACUCGGCCCAGAGCAAUGGGGCGGUGGUGAAGGAGAAGGCCCCCGCUGCCCCCAAGACGCCAAGCAAGGCCAAGAAGAACAAAGACAAAGAGUAUUACGUCUGAGCACCCAGUCCAGGCACCGCGCCCCACUGCCAGCUGCUCCUCCCGGGAGGGCCCGGAGGAGGGUGCGGCCCUCUCCCUGCAGGGGGAUCUGGGGACCCUCUCCCCGGCUGCCUCAGGCUACUCCCACGAAGAGGAAACGCAAAAAAAAAAAAAAAAAAAAAGAAAAAGAAAA
Molecule: messenger RNA, 4636 nt
Organism: Apodemus sylvaticus (European woodmouse)
Lineage: Eukaryota; Metazoa; Chordata; Mammalia; Rodentia; Muridae
Gene: Nrxn2
Product: neurexin 2
Exons: 21
Coding region: 1-4464 (1487 amino acids)
Source: RefSeq, a predicted model, not a curated record